CUGUUGAGAACAUAUAAAAACUCGUUACUAGCUUUCAUCAUAGAUUAUUCAAUAAGGUAUCUGACAAUAUGACCAAGGCAACACAAUCUUGUAUAUCAUUUUGGCUUCUGUGUGUGUUAUUAAUAACUGGGAUCAACACUAGAAUAAUAAAAUCUGUGAAAGGAAAAAGCAUUAAACUUCCAGACACGCGUUUUAAACCUGAAGGACAACAGGAGUCCAUUGUUGACUUCAUAAAACCAUCAUCUUCCCAAAAUGGAAAAUUAGAUCUAGCAUUCAUAAUGGACACAACAGGCAGUAUGAGUUCGUAUAUAAAUAGUGCAAAGCAGAACAUCAGAGAAAUUGUAGAGGAAAUAGUUACUUCAUCCGGCAGUGAUGUACGAUUAGCAUUGAUAGAAUAUAGAGACCAUUCACCUGAAGAUAGGACUUUUGUCACCCGAAAAAAUGACUUUACGUCUUCUGUAUCUACUAUGAAAUCAUGGUUAAAUACUGCACGUGCUAGAGGAGGAGGUGAUGGACCGGAAGCCGUUGCAGACGCUAUGUUUGAAACAACUAGAUUGUCAUGGCGACAGGAUGCAACUAAAAUAAGUGUCUUGAUAUCUGAUGCCCCUCCUCAUGGACUUGUGCCGUCUGAAGACACGUCGUUUCCACAGGGAUCUCCAAAUGGUCACGAUCCUAUGCAAAUAGCUCGUGACUUGGCUCAGAAGGGUGUUACUUUAUAUGUUAUUGGCGUGGAGCCUCCAAUUGUUCCAUACAAGGAUUUUUUCAUGGCUUUAGCUUAUCUCACAGGAGGUCAAUAUGUCCCAUUAUCAGUACCUCGUCUUUUAGUUAAUGCUAUAACAGGGGGAGCUCAGGAAGAACUGUCUUUACGGAAGUUUCAAGCAGACGUGCAACGAGAAAUUAAACAAGCUUCUGCAGCGGCCGGGUCAGGCACGUCAAUAGAUAGACAGAAAAUUGCACAAACUGUAUUCCGAAAGCUCAAGAAAUCAGGUGCAAAAUCUACACAACUGGUUAAGAACAACAAAACUCUAGAUGGACCUUCUGCUGAUGCUAAAUUAUUAGCAUCGAAAAAAUCAAUGGCAGAAGUAAGAAAAAUAUUCAAAAAAGGAAAUACUCCGAGAACAUCAUUUUCAUUUUCACCACGUAAAAGAUUGGGUAGGUUGAUGCCAGAUUUCGCAACGAAGGGUGGGUUCCGUAGAAGCGGAGGAGGAAGUGCACGGCGAAUGUCAAGUUCGUUUUCCAAAAUCGGACUAUCUAAAGCUAGUAGUCCGAGUUCAAGUGUUAGUGACAAACUUUCAACAAAAGAAUCUGGAAUAACCUUGGAACAAAUUAACAGACUAGUUCAAAAAGAGACUGCAAGAUUACCUAGUGUUUGAGAUUUUAUCAGCAUGACAUUGUGUAUUUGUGAUAGACUAAUUAUAUGGGUGAGCAAAAUAAUGAACCAAAGAAUCUAGACUUUUCUUGAUGAAUUAACUGACUUAUUGUGUAUGUUUAUAUGAGUGACUGUUUUCUCAUUUACAUUUAUUGAAUCAUUAAAAACUAUCAUAUACAA
This is a messenger RNA of Mytilus trossulus (common blue mussel), 1549 nucleotides long. RefSeq lists its product as uncharacterized. NCBI's taxonomy places the organism in Eukaryota, Metazoa, Mollusca, Bivalvia, Mytilida, Mytilidae. Gene Ontology annotation, cellular component: cytoplasm. Gene Ontology annotation, molecular function: protein serine/threonine kinase activity. The transcript has a single exon. The record is from RefSeq and is a predicted model, not a curated record. The coding region runs from base 69 to 1373 and encodes 434 amino acids.